AUGAACUCCGGCAAGAGAAAAAUGAAGGAAGUUGUCGGCAGAGCUUCAGCAGAGCAACAGCCGCCGGCAGAAAAUCACCAAUUUGAGUUGUUCGGUAAUUUCCAAGGCGGCGGCCGCCACCACUCUGCAUCUCCGAGUAACCCUCAGGCAAACUGCCGCCAGUCUCAGGUGCAGCAGAUUCUCAACUCUGCCGCCGCCCGGCCAUCCAAACCCUUCUCAUUUACAUCACUGUUAGUGGCCAACGAUGAGGAUGACGUGGACCCACUCCUUACCGAGAUCCAAAGCCAGAGUGAACAAGUCAAUCAGAUCAUCUUGCUCCAUACUGAUAUCCUUAGGCAGGCCCUCGGAGGCGUACUGGAGAAGCAGCAGCGGGCCAUCCGCCGGGCCGCGGACGAGCGGGCCCAACAGAAACUCAAGCAGAAAGAAAUCGAGCUGCAAAUAAGUUCAGCCCGAAACAUAGAGCUGGCAAGGAAGGCCGAGCAUUACAGGAAAGAGGUCGAGCACCUGCGGGCCAUGGUGGAGCACCUGGAGCAGGCCACCACGACCCUCAAGGCCCACUGGCAUGGGGACAAGGCCCAUGAGGACACAAACUCAUCCACGAAUGUAGACUCGGACAGCGGGCUAAGGCCCGUUCGGAUCGAUUGCAGGGCCUGCAGCAGGCAACGGGCCACGGUGAUGAUGUUGCCGUGCCGCCACGUGUCCGUAUGCUCUAUGUGCGAGGGGACAGCGAGGACUUGCCCCGUUUGCCGCACGCUGAAGAGGACGAGCUUAGAGGUCAUUUUUCCGGUCGACUGA
This is a messenger RNA of Striga hermonthica, 795 nucleotides long. Lineage: Eukaryota; Viridiplantae; Streptophyta; Magnoliopsida; Lamiales; Orobanchaceae. The record is from the annotation of a GenBank genome assembly.